This is a messenger RNA of Xenopus laevis (African clawed frog), 1492 nucleotides long. RefSeq lists its product as uncharacterized. The transcript is spliced from 2 exons. NCBI's taxonomy places the organism in Eukaryota, Metazoa, Chordata, Amphibia, Anura, Pipidae. The coding region runs from base 97 to 1158 and encodes 353 amino acids. The record is from RefSeq and is a predicted model, not a curated record.
AUUCCCCAGGAAGAAGGGAUUAGGUAUAUCGAGGAAGCACUAUUGGAUACCACGAUUGAUACCCAGUUGGUAUACUUUUUGUUGGAUUGCUUGACAAUGGUGUUGUGUAAAAACUAUUUCAGAUUUGGAGGGGAGUACUAUUGGCAGAGACAGGGGACCUCGAUGGGUGCCCCGGUCGCCCCCUCUUUUGCCAAUUUGUUUGUUCGCAGAUUAGAGGAGAAAUUCUUCCUGAGACACAGGUUAAGUGAACAUAUCAUAUUAUAUCUUAGAUAUGUGGAUGAUAUCCUGAUACUAUGGAAUGGGACCAUGGAUGCAUUAAAUGAGAUGGUUAAUGAAGCAAAUGGGUCACACGAGACUAUACAGUUUACGGUUGAAAUGUCCGAUAAGGAGUUACACUUCCUAGAUGUUCAACUCACUAUUCGUAAUGGGGCGAUUAGCACUAACUUGUAUAGAAAAGGAACAGAUAGAAAUAACUUACUCCAUGCCCAGAGUUUUCAUAACCCAAGUACCGUUAAAGCAAUCCCUAAGGGUCAGUUUUUAAGGGCCAAAAGGAUUGCCUCUACAGAUGAUGAUUAUAGAAGGGCUGGCCAGUCCUUAAGUGAGCGGUUUGUACAAAGGGGAUAUGAGUCUAAGCAUGUCAAAAAAGUAAUGGAGGAAGUAAAGUCUAUACCAAGGAAACAGAUGUUCCUGGGAAUACAGAAGAAAGGUACCUUUCCGUGCUUGAAUUGUGUCUGUUGCGCCUCGAUAAUAAAAGGGUCAAGCAUUAAUCAUCCCACUAAAGGCAAUAAACUAAAUUUGAAUGACUAUGCCACAUGUGAAUCGAAAGGGGUCAUAUACAUGUUGAAGUGCCCAUGUGGCCUAGUCUAUGUGGGGCAAACAAUUAGAAAUGUAAAAACCAGGAUUAAAGAGCAUAAAGGGGACAUAAGGAAUUAUAAACCAGGAUCUCAGACAGAUACGACUGUAGCCCGACAUUUUAAUGAGGCAAAACAUAGACACGGGCAAUUGAAAUGGGUGGUCCUCGAAGUAGUACAACCAUUAAGUCGAGGUGGUAACUUUAAGCAAAAGAUGCUACAACGUGAAGCCAAAUGGAUUUCUAAAUUGAAUUCACUAGCCCCAGUUGGGCUUAAUGAUGCCUGGAGUUUGAAAUGCUUUUUAUAAGAAUUGUUAUAUUUACUCUUAUUUAUUUCAGAUAUUAAGUGAUGCCUAUCCUCUCAGCUGGGGGUAAGAGUGUAUCUGAAGAUAUGGAACCUUGGCACUUGGACACUACAUGUACACUGGAGAUCACUGGGACUUUUAAACGUUUUAUACGUUCUAUGUUUUCUACCUAUUUUACACUUUUACUCUGGACUAAUGAGUUAAUUGGUGGGAGGAGGAGCACUGUUUGGCAAUUAAGGCUAUAAGAUGUGGUUUGAUCAUGUGAUUGUUACACUUGAGAAAGGGUCCAUGUGACUCGAAACAUGUCGUGUGUACAAUAAAGCACUAACGCAGCAGA